Messenger RNA from Solanum tuberosum (potato), 1707 nucleotides. RefSeq names its product putative late blight resistance protein homolog R1B-17. Gene Ontology annotation, biological process: defense response to other organism. Bases 1 to 1707 code for a protein of 568 amino acids. The record is from RefSeq and is a predicted model, not a curated record. The transcript has a single exon. Gene Ontology annotation, molecular function: ADP binding. NCBI's taxonomy places the organism in Eukaryota, Viridiplantae, Streptophyta, Magnoliopsida, Solanales, Solanaceae.
AUGGAAGCUUAUAGUGCUGUAAUUUCUCUUCUUCAAUCUCUUGAUAAACGAAAUUUUCAUGAACUCUUUCACGGUCACACUGCUGAAAUGCUCGAUUCUCUUCGUGCUAUUGCUGAAUAUUUCCAAAAAGUUCUUGAUGAAUUUGAACCUGGAAAAAUCAAAUCUUUGGAGGAAAAUAUUAGAGUUGCUGCUAGUGAGGCAGAAGAUGUUGUAGAGUUGAAAACUCAUCAAAUCAUCAAAGGCUCAAGCUGGACAUUUGGAAUUUUACAACACCAGGAUUUGCUACCAGUUGUUGAAAAAAUGGAUACAAUAAAGAAACAAGUGAUGGAGAUUGUUUCUCAUGAUGCUGAUCAACUUCUUGAAUUAACCGGGGAUUCCUUGAUUGACACUUCUUCUACAAGCUAUGCAAUGCUGUCAGAUAAGUUGGAAGAUGAUCACAUCGUGCAAGGAAUUGAUGAUGACUUGGAGAUCAUAGUUAAAAGAUUGAUAGGACCAUCAUCGGAUCUAGAGAUUGUCACAAUAACAGGCAUGGGUGGCAUUGGCAAAACAACACUCGCAAGAAAAGCUUAUGAUCAUCUCCCAAUCAGGUAUCACUUUGACAUUCUUGCUUGGGUAACAAUAUCUCAAGAAUUUCGGAAUAGAAAAGUAUUGUUAGAAGCUUUACAUUGUAUUUCAAAGUCAACAGGUCGUUCUAAUGCAAAAGAUUAUAAUGAGAUGGAUGAAAAUGAGUUAGCUGACCUAGUCCAGAAAAAACUAAAGGGUCCAAGAUACCUUGUUGUUGUUGAUGAUAUUUGGAGUACAAAUGUUUGGGAUAGCAUAAGUGGAAUAUUUCCUAAUUAUAAAAAUGGGAGUCGAAUCUUAUUGACUACUAGGGAAACUGAGGUAGCGAUGUAUGCGAAUACCUGUAGCCCUCAUGAGAUGAGCCUUUUGAGUUUAGACAACGGUUGGAGGUUACUUUGUGAUAAGGUGUUUGGAAGAAAAUAUGAACAUCCUCCUGAAUUGGAUGAAAUUGGAAAGGAAAUAGUAGAAAAAUGUCAAGGACUACCCUUAACAAUUUCAGUGAUUGUGGGACAUCUCUCUAAAGUGGCCAGGACAUUAGAAGGUUGGAAGGAUGUUUCCCGAAACUUAAGUGAAAUCAUUGCUAGUCAUCCAAAUCAAUGCUUAGGAGUGCUCGGUUUGAGUUACCACCACUUGCCUAAUCGCCUCAAACCUUGCUUUCUUUCUAUGAGUAGUUUCCCAGAGGAUUUUCAGGUUGAUACUCGGAGAUUGAUUCAAUUAUGGAUUGCAGAAGGUUUCAUCAGGAUUUCUGAAAAUGGUAAAAGUUUGGAGGAAGUGGCAAUAGAUUAUUUGGAGGAUCUAAUUAGCAGAAACUUGAUACAGGCUAGAAAAAGGAGAUUCAAUGGUGAUAUAAAAGUAUGUGGAAUACAUGAUCUACUGCGUGAGUUCUGUUUGAUAGAAUCUAAAAUGACUAAGUUUAUGCAUGUUGAGAGAACUCACCCAACUAUUCCAACACAAAAGCACAAUGUCCGUCGCUUCAGUUUUCAAACAAAGUUUUAUUCAGUGGAAGAUUGUUGUAAGCUAUUACCCCCUGUUGCAAGAUCUAUCUACUUAUUUUCUCACUUGGAUCAACCUCUUGAACCUCAUAUUAAGAUUCUCGGGAUAUUGCCCAUCUACCGUCGUAAUCUUAUUGUUGACACCCAAUUUUGA